AUGUCUGAUGGGAUAAGCCUUAGUUGGUCAUCCCACGUCAGGGCACUCGACAUUGAACCAGUACCAGACCGAAGUAGGGAGUGCUCUGUACUCCAUUGGCUGCAAGUCCCGGUACCCUGCCCUAGCUUCUCUCGGGCCACCACGUCCACAACGCAGCUCACCAAUCCGUCCUACCUACUCGUUGUUGUUUCCCCAAGCCAUCCUCGUCGUAACCAGCUCGCACUCGUCCUUGCUGAAGGUGUCUGGCCUGGUGCACCAGCGACAACUCAGCCAUCAGCUUGGCCGAUUACUCAACCCACCAAUUUCUCGCAAGAUAACCUUCAUAGCGUUGCUCCGAACACUUCCAAUCUCUACUCUGCACGCUCUCCGCCUGCCACAACACUCUGCGAGCGGUGCUCUCUCCUGCCCUCCUCGCUCCCUCGCUCCCCGCCGCGCUCCCCUCCAGAGCCAUCUCUUGGUUCAAUGGCACCACCGUCGCCGCGGCGAUCCUCGAGAGCCCGCGCGACCAAUUCCCAGUCCCAACAGUCGUCCUCGUCAUCGGGGACAUCUGGGCGCCUGGAAAGAAGCACCAGAUCAGUCAAUAAGCCCUCGUCGGAAAAGUCUACUCCCAGCGCUUCGCUGUCCUCAGAGCCGCUCGACGACCUUGACGACACCCUCCUAGGCAGGAGACGCAAACGCGGUCAGAACGACGACACCGACCGAAAUUCCCGGAGCGAAAAUACAGACAUGGCCAAUGGUAGCGACGACCUUCAGGACGACGAGGACGAGGCAGUCCGCUGCCUUUGUGGCUCGGAAGAUUACCCUGGCCCUCCCCCCGUUGACAGCCCCGACGCCGAGAUUUUUGCAGCUAUUGAUCUUACCGACGAAGUUACUGGCUUUUUUGUCCAAUGCGACAUUUGCAAGGUCUGGCAACACGGGGCGUGUGUUGGCAUAUUCAGUGCCGAAAGCUCUCCCGAUGAAUAUUUUUGUGAGCAGUGCCGCAAGGAUCUUCACAAGAUCCAUACAGCAGCUAACGGAACAAAAUAUUCAAAAUAUAUCCCAUUGAAUCGCGCUUCCCGCGCCACCUCGCGAGCGACAUCUAUUGCCAAAGACGACAAGAAUGGAUCGUCCAAAAACUCCCGACCAAGCACUGCUACACAGUCGUCAAAACGACGAUCUACGAUGAAUAGCCGCGAUGCAGCCUACGAUGACGAACAAUUACGCCGGGCGAUAGAGGCAAGCAAAGAAGACAACGCGCUCGAAACCGUGGAAGGUGCUACAAGGCGUGCAAAGCGCGGCCGUAGUGACAGUGAAGACAGUAACAACAAUGCCAGCAUUAAGCGCCAACGCACCAGUUCUCGGUCGGCCUCACCACCCGCCGAGAAACAAGAACCUGUAGACGAACAAGUGUCUGACGACGAGACGGAAACCCGCAAUGGGGCCAAGAAAUCGAAGAACAACCAACAGCACAGAGAAAAGUCGGAGAAAGAGGAUAGAGAACGUCAACGACAGGAAGCCGCAAAUAAACGCAAGGGGCGGGCAGAGCGCCGGAGGGCAGAAGACUCUGACCUUUCUGAAGAGAUGCCCUUGGCAGCUGCCAAAGCAGUGCAGCAAAAACCAGCGGAAUCUCCAAGCAAGGAGGAGUCCCCAUCCGUCGCCCAACCCCCAGGAACUCCUCCUCCGACCCAUCCGACAGCCAGCAGUUCUCAUAAGAGAGGAGCUCGGGCGAACAAAAGGGGAAAGGGGAGGAACCAGUAUUCCAAGGACCGCGAUCAAGACGACGAGUCUCCUGCACGAUCCAUGUCUAGGGAUAUUCAGAAAGGCGAUGAAGCCACAACAACCGGUCACUCCAAGUCGUCAGUUAACGAACACAAGACCUCCAAGGCAAAAGCAUCGACGACGAACAAAAUGAGCAUGCUUGAUAUGAAGCGCCGCGUUGCAGCUCUAAUGGAGUUCAUUUCCAGGACGCAAGUUGACCUAGCCGCGGAGGCCUCCUUCAGUCAGAGCAGCAGUGGCCGAGAGACGCCACAGGAGAAGCCCGAACCGAACCAAACAAACGGCAGCACCGUCAAUGGUCAUACUCCAGAUCCUUUCGAUAUGAGUCGCUUCAAAGGCCUGAGCUGCAUGGAAAUGAUGGACGUUCUGACACGUGUUAUGGUCAAAUGGCAGAACCAGUAUUCAUGA
Metarhizium acridum CQMa 102 is the source of this 2163-nucleotide messenger RNA. The record is from RefSeq and is a predicted model, not a curated record. Lineage: Eukaryota; Fungi; Ascomycota; Sordariomycetes; Hypocreales; Clavicipitaceae.